UUGAAACCUUUUGCCCCUUCAAAAUUCAGAUAAACUUUACGAGAGAAGUUUCGUUCUAUGAUGUAUUUUGCCUCCAGAUCUCUGUUCGAUUCGCCAUUCUUGCUCGAAUCUACGGAAUCUUUUGCUGAUUCGCAGUUUUGAUUUAUGGUGGAAGCAGAAUUUCACCGUUUCGUGUCGUUCGGAGAUGGAUUUCUACGGAAUAAAGAGAAAGAAACUGCAAAAUCUGUGCAGGAAACACGGAAUUCCUGCGAAUUUGAAGAACAAUGAGAUGGCCGACAAGCUUACUUCCGCUUUUAAGGAAAAGGAAAAUGAAAACGAUGUUCUGGGGAAAGAAUUAUCGUCUGAGGAUUCUCUCCACAAGGAUUGUUGCAUUGAUGAGAAUCUGGUUGUAAAGAAAGCAACUAAGAAAGUAAAAUUCAGGUCUGAGAAUGAAGUAUUUGAAUUUACUCGAUCUGUCAAGAAACAUCCACGGAGGAGUGACAGGCUUCGAGGUGAAAGUUACGCCCAAGAUGUUCAAGAUGCUGAAAAAGGUGUGAGGCGAUCCAAGCAGAAUGCAGCCAAUGGGGUGUCAGGGGAUGAUGCAUCAGAGCCUGUACAGGGCCUACAGGCUGAAAAAGCGUGUAGCAGGUCGAGUUGUGAUGCGACACAAGGGCAUAAGAUUGUAAGGCGAUUGAAACGUAUUGCUUGCAGUCCUAGUGGGCAAGACGAGGCUGAACUUGUUAUUGAUAAGUUAUACACAGAUGGUCAGGGUCGAGUGACUGAACAACCGCAUGUAAGGUCUUCCCAGUUAGCAGGUAAAGAUCAUGCAAUCCGGUUGUCUCUUGGAAUCAAAGUCAAGGAACUGCAAAUGGAGGUCAAUCCUCGGGAUGAUUCCAAGUUAGAAAAAACUCGGAGGCCGUCCACACGGAUUUCUGCUGAUGUUAAAGAACCAAUUAUGGAAGGUGAGACAAAAGAGGUUGAAACCCUCUUCUCGGCUAAGGAUAGUAAAGGAGAAGGAAAGACUAGACGGUCAAAACGAUUUGCAGCUAGCAACAAAGCAGAAGGUGAAUACUCUGUCAAGAACAAUGUGAAGGAGUUAUUGGUGGAUAACGAGGUUCUGAGAACUGCAAUACAACCAAGAAAAAAUAUUCUGGAUGGUUCUGAAGUUGAAAAUGUUCCUAGGAGAUCCAGACGACUCGGAGACAAUGUUAAUGCGCUGAGUGCAGUUCCAGAAUCCAACAACAAUGAGCUGAUUCAGGUGGAUGGGAAAAGUAGCAAACAGGGUGAUGUGGAAGUAGAAAAGGCUCCUAGACGAUCAAAGCGACUGGGACCCAAUGAUGGUUCACAAGGAGCUCGGAAAAUUCAUGUGAGUAAUGCCCAUACGGAUGGUCAAACCGAAAAGAGAGAACAACCACCUAAAGAUUACUCUGUUCACCCUUUUCAAGACAGAAAGCUCUUACGUCGAUCAAAAAGUUUAGCGGUGGAUAAUAAUGAUGUGCAGGUUGGAGCCAAUUUCAAUAACAGUAACAUGCUUGUGAAGGAUCAGAAUCAAAUUACUGCGGAACAACACGGGAGAUUUACUGAUGAUAGUCCUCAAUUAGGAAAAGUUGUAAGGCGAUUAAAAAAGCUCGCUGCUAGUGAGGAUGAACAGAUUGGAGACCUUGGAAUAAAUGUGGUUGGACAACAAAUUGAAGAUAAGAGUCAAGCAGAGAGUAAAAGAACCAGAAAGUGUACUCAGGUUGGUCUUGAAGCAGAGAAUAAUUUAAGGAGAUCAAUAAGAUUUGCAGCUACAUAUGGUAAAGGAGCUGAAGGUUCUGUAGAUGAGAUGAAACAUCCACAGACUAAUAAUGAGGACCAAGUGCCCAUGAGACCCACUAGUAUUUCUUCUAGACAUAAUUCCAAGAAAGCACGAAUAGAGGUUGAAGAGAGUAUGGCUGUAAAGAAAACAGAUGAAGAGCUUGAAUCUCUACCCAAACCACAUGCAAAAGCUCCUAGGAAGAUGAAGCGGGAUAUAUCAGGAACGUCUAAGGUGAAUGCAGAAGUUGUAUCAAGUCAGAGCAGUGUGACACUGGAAGAACUUUCUGCUGUGUAUGGUGACGUGGGGCCAGAUGCUGCUUCAAUUGGUAAUGGUACAGAAAUUAGUUGUACUAAACUGACUGCUAGAAGAUCCUCCAAGAAGAGAAAGAUAGCUGACCAAGAAUGCACAAUGGAGAAGCCACAAGAACUGAUUGAUGUCUCGCCCUCCCUCUCUGCAACUGAACCUACAAAACCUGUUAUGGGUACCGAAAAUAUUUCGGACCCUCACUCAAAAAAGUCAGAUUGUGCUUCAGAGGGAAUGGAUUCUCAGCAAUUGAGUUCUGUACAAGGCCGUCGUAUUCAGGACGAAAAGAUCGACCACACUGAGACGACUUCAUUGUUGCUUCGGUUUCCUGACAAAGACUUAUUUGUUGGGGAAAAUGAUAACGAUUCUGGUGUAAAGUCGGAAGUGAAAAAAGGCACAGCUAACAGCAAAACUGUUGUGAAUCUACAUGACGAAACUGGUGGACAGACUCAGACAACUUCAGUACAAUUGGAAGAGAUCGAACUAAAAGCUCAGGUAGUUGUGGAUAGUGCACAUGUCCUUCCUAAGGAUAGUGCUUCAAUGUGCCUGACCAAACGGGAUACUAUAACCAAUAUGGAAAAUUUAGUUUCUGCUCUGGAAUUUGACCUUAAUGCAAGUAGUGGUGCAGCUAAAGAAAUCACAGAAGCAGCACAAGAUGUCAAGAAAGGAUCACGGGAAAAUAAUUUGUCAGUUCAAAUCGAAGUUGGUGAAAUAGACAAUAAAGGAGCAGAAGAACUCAUUGAAAGAAACAUUGAAGAAGACAAGCUGCCAGAACAUGAGUGCUUGGUUAUGGAUCCUAAAACUUCAGAAACCAUUGCAGUUACAGAGAAAGGAUCGGUAGAAAAUAAUUUUUUGGAUGGUGACUUUUCCGGCCACGUUGAAAUUGGUGAAGACAGUUCCAUGACCAUGAUUCAUCCCUCGACUAACCACCACCAAGAUUUGGAAAAAUCUGGACCUUCUUCUUCUAUCCACAGUCCGGAUCUGAUAACUGGUGAUGAAUCGGAAAAUAAGAGCGCAGGUGAAUUCAUAGAAACAUCAACCACUGAAGAAGAGGAGUCACCAGCGGAAACCUUAGACCAAAGUGAGGAGAAGUACAAAGAUUAUGAAACGAAAGUCAUGUCGGAUUCGGGGUUGGAUUCCGAAGAACGUUCUGUAAGUACAAGUACGUUAAGUGGAGGUGAGAAUGAGAUAGAGAAAUCUCUUGAAGGAGAAGCAACUGCUUUGCAGUCAGAGUCACAUGAUUCCUUUAACACCAGCAAAAGCAUCUCUCAAGCUGAGCUCGCGGUUCAAAAUGGCAUUAUCAUUGAUGAACAAGUUCCAGGCGAGAAGCCACUCCAACGCAGAGUGACAGAGAAACGCCAGUCAGAUCCAGUUCAGUCGAAUUAAUAGAAGAUCAGAACAACAACAUGGAUGGCACAAACACACUGUCUGAAAGGGAGGUUCAGCUCAGUUGUUUAACCAAGGGAGGAGUAAACAGGAGGGAACAGAGCUUGAUUCAUGGUACACAAGUGAAACCCGACAGCUCCGACGGCAGCGUCGAAGAGACAAAAAAGAUUCUCUCUUCUCUAUUUUGUCUGAUUGGCAUAUCUCAUGCUCCUUUCAUUUCAACUAAAACAAAAGUAGAUGACCGACGAUGCCCUCCGAGUCUCCACAUGCAGACUCAGACGGGCUAGGGCCCAUUUAGGGCCCAACAAUAGCAGAAGGUAUUUAUUUCCAAUGGGUUUUCAAAUAUUUAA
Messenger RNA from Tarenaya hassleriana, 3816 nucleotides. RefSeq lists its product as uncharacterized. The record is from RefSeq and is a predicted model, not a curated record. The transcript has 8 exons. NCBI's taxonomy places the organism in Eukaryota, Viridiplantae, Streptophyta, Magnoliopsida, Brassicales, Cleomaceae. Bases 185 to 3466 code for a protein of 1093 amino acids.